This is a messenger RNA of Fomitiporia mediterranea MF3/22, 2200 nucleotides long. RefSeq lists its product as uncharacterized. Lineage: Eukaryota; Fungi; Basidiomycota; Agaricomycetes; Hymenochaetales; Hymenochaetaceae. The record is from RefSeq and is a predicted model, not a curated record. The coding region runs from base 128 to 2113 and encodes 661 amino acids. The transcript has 24 exons.
CUACCUCAAUCACUUUAUGUUCUCGAUAUGUCCAUCUGAUGCUACGGCCCGCCCGAUUGAUGUGGUAGACAUUAUAAAUGCAUUAGGUCUAGCUAGAGGAAUCUACAAGUCUUUUCCGCAGACGACAAUGUUUGUCUUUCAGUCUCUUGCCUUAGUGUGUUCACUCCUGGGAGCCUCGACUGUUGUGACCGCGCAAACCGGACUCGCUGCGAAGAAGUUCCUCAAUCUACCGUUAGGCGCUGUUAAGCCGACAGGAUGGCUUCACAAUCAGCUUAACGUGCAAAUGACUGGUCUCUGGGGACACGAACAUGAGUUUUACCAUUAUGUUUCGCAGACCGAUUGGUUAGGUGGAGACUCGUACUAUUCUAACUUGGAAGAAGCUGGAAGCUACUGGUUUAACGCGAUGGUUCCUGCCGCCGUGCUCAUCGACUCUGCUGAGGUCCAGAAUCAAACACAGUACUUCUUGGACUUUGUUCUUGAUAAUCAGGACGACUCCGGGUGGCUUGGACCAGAAGUUUUCGAUUCGAGCAAGCCAAGGUUCCUUUGGGGUCGCUAUCCUUACCUCUUCGGCGCUAUGCAAAUGGUGGAGAAUAACGCGACGCUUGCAGACAGAGUCGUUCCAGCAUUGUACAAGUUCGUCACUCUCGCGAAUACGAUGCUCAAGAAUGGGCAGGGUCUAGAGGACUGGACUAAGACGCGAUGGGAAGACUUCGUCAUGGCUCUUCAAUGGUUGUAUGACUUUUAUCCGAGCGGGAAUGAAGACAUGUUGAUUGAAACGAUGCAACUGUUGAAGGCGAAUGGUGACCCAUGGGAAGACGUGUUUAAGCAGGAGUUCUUCCCACAAACGGCCGUCGAACACCUACAAAAUCCUUUCCCCGUCCUCACAUGGCACGGCGUCAACAUGGCAGAAGGCUUGAAAGCUCUUCCGUCAACGUAUAGGUUCACGCAUAAUCAAUCAGACCUUGAUCGUGCAAGUGAAGGAUGGGACUUGUUGUUCCAAUACCACGGUCGUCCAAGUGGAAUAUUUGCUGCGGAUGAAUACCUCGCCGGUUUAGGAGCUAUUCGGGGGACCGAAUUGUGCCUAGUUGUGGAAACCAUGUUUUCUGGUUCCUACCUUUAUCAGGUCAUUGGCGACUUGAAGUAUGCAGAUCGGGUCGAAAGGAUUGCAUAUAAUGCGCUUCCGGCGACAUUGACAGGAGACAUGUGGUCCCGACAAUAUUUGCAAGAGCAGAACCAAAUUGCAGCGCAAAAUAUGAAUCCGAAUCCUUUCCCCAAUGACGGGCCAUAUUCAAAUGUUUUUGGCCUUGAGCCCAAUUAUCCGUGCUGUACCGUGAAUCACGGCCAAGGUUUCCCCAAGUUCAUAGCAAACUCAUUUGUGAAAACACCGGACAAUGCCAGCCUUGUCCAGGUCUACUUCGGGCCGGUCAACGCUCGCACAGUUCUAGCAGGAGACAACUCAGUAUCCGCAAGCGUAGAUACAACUUAUCCGUUCAGCGAUAUAGUCUCAGUAUCAGUCUCCGCGGACAAAGCGUUUACCUAUCUAGUUCGUAUUCCGAGUUGGGUUUCGGGAGCGACGAUUUCUUUGAAUGGAGGUGACGCGAAAGGGAUUGAGGCCGAUAGCAGCGGACUUGCUUCCGUUGACCUCCCUGCUGGCAAUUCGAAGUUUAUGCUAAACCUUCCGUCGGAGAUUACUAUCGAGAACCGACCAAACAACUCCAUAGCGGUACAUCGCGGUCCGCUCAACUAUGCCUUCGAUAUCCCGCGGAACCAGACCAUCAUCGCACAGAAUGCCGACGAGCCGCGUGCAAUUGAUGUUCAGAUGGAGGCUACUGCUGCUUGGCAGUAUGCUAUUGAUCCUAAGACUCUGAAGUUUAAUGCGGGGACACCAGAGGGAGGAACGUUGCCUUCUCCGGUUUUCGAUUCGGGGUUACCACCGUUUAGUAUGAGUGUCACUGCGUGCCCGAUUGAGUGGAGUGUUGCGGGUGAUACGUUUGCGAGUGACCCGCCACAGAAUGUUACUUGUACUGGAAAUGCGACGACGAUUACACUUUGGCCACUUGGGGCGACAAAGCUGAGGAUAAGCGAGUUCCCGACCUUCGAUUCUUCCAAGUAACUGCAGUGACAGGAAUCAGUUGUGGAAUGUACUGUGAAUGCCAAGGGAUUCUUGCUACCUGUAUUAUGUUUCUGCUUUGUUCUGGAC